CGCGCUACAACCACCAGCUUCAGCGCAUGGUCGACGGCGGUGCUCGCAUAAAGCGUUUGUGACAAGUGGCAGGACACCCAGCAGCAGCAGCAGCAGCAGCAGCAGCACGCAUCCGCUACAAUUCAGACAUGAUAUCUCGGUGAUCCCGUUCUGACUUGGGCUUCACGCCGCAAAUCCUCCCACCAACACUCACGGAACCGACCGACCACGACGAUGCCUCCUCCCCAACAAGAGAGCGCCCGCUUCCUGGGUGUCAUCAUAAUAUUCAUAUGGAUGAUGAGCUCAGGCGGCGGGGGCCAGGCCGGUUACUUCGCUACGCCCUUUCUUGUACGAGAGCGGCUCGCUCGGCAGCAACACUCGUUUGGUGUCCUCAAUUCCACGGCCUGGGGCGACUUCAACCCACGGCAGACGGCAGAUCCUCCCAACGGUACGGAGGCUACACGAUAUCUCAAUAUCACGGGAUUCAGGCAGGCGGAUUAUUUUGCCUGGGAGGACUUGGGACGGUUCAAAGAUAGGUGUCUACAAUGGAGCCGGAGCACAAGCCCCUUGCUGCCGGCGGGGGCCGAGAUAGAAGGGGUGCAAGUAGAAGACGACGGAAGAGAGGGGAGGAGUGCGUGGGACCUGGGGUCGGGCAGCGCAGUCUGGCAAAACGCAACAGGCAUUGUGAAGGGAUCAUGGGUCCGUCAAGAGGCGAGCGUGAGCCGCUCGUGGGCUGACUAUAAUUUCACGGCUAUGACGCCAAGCAUCAACUGGAUUGGCACACAUGGCGAGUGGAAUCGCAACGCUACGGGCAUUGAAGGCGAUAUGCAGCUGCGCGUGGAGGACAAGCGGCGGUACGUCGAAUACGACGAUGAGGUUGUCGACAUCGACCACGGACGGUUGAGCACGGGCGGCUCUGUGCGCGAGGUCGCCGCGACCCUGACCAUCGAGGACGCGGGCCCGUUGGGUGGCGGUGGCGCGUAUGAGAUGCGGCUGCACGGGGUACACUGGCCGCGUCAGGGCAACAUGCUCCUCACCACGACAUCCGAGAAGUUCGCGGGCAUUUUUGGGCUGCCACAUCUCGCGCCGGAUCAGAACUUCUUCCAGUCGAGUCAGAAGUUGCUCAAUCAGACGAUCGAUGAGGUUCUUGCCAAGAAGGAGAAGUCGGCCUUCACGGACCAGAGUAAUCCUUGGACUUCGAAUGUCGGCGGUGCCGAGGAUGUGUUCAAUCCGAGCCCGCACUGCGAGUAUGUGGUGUACUUGCAGGUGCAUCCUUUUCGUCAGGGCGGGCCGCUGCCGACUGAGGGCCAGGAGACAUCCAUUGAUGGUAUGCGUGACGUGGUCAAGGAAAUCGAGGACGAACUGCGAUAUCCUACUGGAGCGCCGGUACAACAUAUCCCAGAGUUGCAGAUGUCUGCCAUUAUAUACUCACCUGACUGCGCUUACUUCCUGGAGUCUAAGGGUCCUCCGGAUUUCCCAGAAUCCCAGGGCUUCAAUCACCUGGCCGGCUUCAAAGAGGAGAUCUGGAUCUACGAUGUCAACUUCUAUAUGCUGGUGACGGCCGCUAUCGCUUUUGGGCAGGUGUACCUGCUCAAGUCCCAGAUGAGAGAGUCCUGUACGCCCUCUACAAUGGGUCGAGUGAGUUUCUGGACACUUCUGGUGAUGGCACUGGCAGAUGGCAUGAUGUUUGCGCUUUCGGCUGCGCUGGCUCUUGACUCUACGCACUUUUAUCUCCGGGCUCUCAUGUUGACAUUCGCUCUGUUUAUGUCCAUGAUGAUUGGCGGCAGCUUCUUGGGUGAGGUAUAUCGGAUCCAGGAGCCCGAAUGGCGUCCUCGCGAGCGUGAACAUACUCCCAAUAAUAGCACACCAAGACCGCCAUCGACGCCGGCCCCCCCUGCGAAUGAGUCCCUGCCACGCCCAGUCACAGCAGGCGGGGGCACCAACCCAACCGAUGUACCAGUCAUAGUGCCCUCGGAUCAGGAUGUCGACGCGGACAUCGUCGAGAACUUAACUGCUGGUGCUGCUGGUGUCCCUACCGCAGCCGUGCCUGCUGCUGGUGGUGGCGGUGGCACUCAGCGGUCAGAUGUCAUUCCGUUCUCUACAAUUGUCGGCCGACUCAUCUUCCUUGGCUCGGUCAUUGGCUUCCUUUCACUGGCUGCACGGUCGUGGUGGAAACCAGUGCGAAACUCUUUCAUCAAUGCGACGCUGUUCGCCUACCUGUCUCUCUGGGUCCCACAGAUCAUCCGCAACACGCAGCGCAACAGCCGCCGAGCUUUCUCGUGGCAGUUCAUGGUGGGCCAGUCGGUGUUGCGGAUCCUGCCCAUCUCGUACUUUUACCUGCACCCGAACAACCUGAUUUUCUCGGAAUCGGACUGGACAGCCUUUGCUGUAUUAGCUGGCUGGCUUUGGAUGCAGCUCUGGGUUUUGUUCUUCCAGGACGUCCUCGGCCCACGAUUCGGCAUGCCCAAGGGCUGGAUGCCUGAGGCAUGGGAUUACCACCCCGUCCUCCGCGAAGAUAACCUCGAGGCGGGCGGUCUCCCCAUCGGCCUCGCACCGUCCUCCUCUGCCCCGUCGUCUCCCAGUCUCGAGAGAACCCGCAGCAUGUCGCUCAGCAGCGGCGAGGUAGAUCGUGCGGUUCGGGAGAAGGGCUCCAGCUCGAGCGUGGGUGCCAAGGGAGGUAGCCGCACGCACACGCGGGCCAUCGACUGUGCCAUUUGCUGCGAGGUACUGGAGGUUCCCGUCGUCAAGGCGGGCCAGGAGGCCGACCCAACUGGCGGAGGAGUUGCAGGCCUGCUGGAAAGAAGGAAAUAUAUGGUGACUCCGUGUAGGCAUAUCUUCCACAGCGCUUGUCUUGAGGGAUGGCUUCGAUACAGACUGCAGUGUCCGAUAUGCAGGGAGGAACUACCUCCUCUGUAACAGUCACAAGAUAGGAAAAAAAAAUAUUGUAAAUAU
This is a messenger RNA of Cryphonectria parasitica EP155, 2931 nucleotides long. RefSeq lists its product as uncharacterized. The transcript has a single exon. The record is from RefSeq and is a predicted model, not a curated record. The coding region runs from base 214 to 2895 and encodes 893 amino acids. NCBI's taxonomy places the organism in Eukaryota, Fungi, Ascomycota, Sordariomycetes, Diaporthales, Cryphonectriaceae.